Molecule: messenger RNA, 2014 nt
Organism: Girardinichthys multiradiatus
Lineage: Eukaryota; Metazoa; Chordata; Actinopteri; Cyprinodontiformes; Goodeidae
Gene: rxrgb
Product: retinoid X receptor, gamma b
Exons: 11
Coding region: 216-1664 (482 amino acids)
Biological process (GO): retinoic acid receptor signaling pathway; cell differentiation; positive regulation of transcription by RNA polymerase II
Cellular component (GO): nucleus; RNA polymerase II transcription regulator complex
Molecular function (GO): zinc ion binding; nuclear receptor activity; retinoic acid-responsive element binding
Source: RefSeq, a predicted model, not a curated record
UGGAGCUAGAUAUAGACCACUGCUGUCCUUGGGAGAAGCCUUUUCUGCCGCGCCCCCCUCCCUCGCUGGGCCCCCGCGCCGAGCUGAGCCGCCUUGCAGAGUUCAGUCGGGCUGGGAGAGAGAGAGAGAGAGAGAGAGAGAGAGAGAGAGAGAGGAAUGCACUGGGAUGCGGAGCGGCAACCACUGUAGGAAACCGACGCAACAACUCGCUCACUAUGGACAGCAAUGAUCCAUAUUUACACCUCAGCAUGUGGCACCCCAUCUCUUUACCUGAAACCGGAGGCAGCCCUAGGAGGAAAAUGGAUUGUGAUUACUAUUCGGCAGGUGCAAUGAGUGCAGGCCACACACAUCCCCCAUCAAUGGCUGGCAUGGUGGGCCACCCCUCAGUUAUCAGCACUUCCAGGCCCCUACCAUCCCCCAUGUCCACCUUGGGCUCACCGAUGAACGGUCUGGCAUCGCCUUAUCCUGUCAUCACGUCGUCUCUGGGAUCACCCUCCAUGCCUCUUCAGUCUAAUCCCAACAUGAACUUUGGACCAAUCAGCAGUCCACAGAUGAACUCAAUGAACAGUGUUAGCAGUUCGGAGGACAUCAAGCCUCCACCGGGCCUGCAGUCUUUGGGGAACCUCAACUACCAAUGUACGAGCCCGGGGGGGAUGUCAAAACACAUCUGUGCCAUUUGCGGGGAUCGCUCUUCAGGGAAGCACUACGGUGUGUACAGCUGUGAGGGCUGCAAAGGCUUCUUCAAGCGCACAGUCCGUAAAGAUCUCACGUACACGUGUCGAGACAACAAAGAGUGCCUGAUAGACAAGCGCCAGAGGAACCGCUGCCAGUACUGCCGCUAUCAGAAGUGCCUGGCCAUGGGCAUGAAGAGAGAAGGUGUGGGUGUGUGCGCAGCCGUGCAGGAAGAGAGGCAGCGCGGGAAGGAGCGUGGCGAGAACGAGGUGGAAUCCACCAGCAGUUUCAACGAGGACAUGCCAGUGGAAAAGAUCCUGGAUGCCGAGAUGGCCGUGGAGCCCAAAACAGAGACGUACAACGACGGCAGCCCGGGAAACUCGACCAACGACCCGGUCACCAAUAUCUGCCAGGCAGCGGACAAGCAACUCUUCACCUUGGUGGAGUGGGCCAAAAGGAUCCCACACUUCUCCGAGCUCCCUCUAGAUGACCAGGUCAUCCUGCUCCGAGCAGGCUGGAAUGAGCUGCUCAUUGCUUCUUUCUCGCAUCGCUCGGUCACGGUUAAAGACGGCAUCCUGUUGGCUACAGGUCUGCACGUCCACAGAAGUAGCGCCCACAGUGCGGGAGUGGGAUCCAUCUUUGAUAGAGUACUCACAGAGUUGGUAUCAAAAAUGAAAGAUAUGCAGAUGGAUAAGACAGAGCUGGGCUGUCUGCGGGCUAUCGUUCUGUUCAACCCAGAUGCAAAAGGUUUGUCGAACCCGUCAGAGGUGGAGGGGCUGAGAGAAAAAGUUUACGCUUCUUUGGAGUCGUAUACAAAACAGAAGUACCCCGACCAACCUGGCAGGUUUGCCAAACUGCUGCUACGCCUGCCGGCUCUACGCUCCAUCGGCCUCAAGUGUCUGGAGCAUCUGUUCUUCUUCAAGCUAAUCGGAGACACGCCCAUCGACACCUUCCUGAUGGAGAUGCUGGAGGCGCCGCAUCAGAUCACAUGACACCAGUCCUCCCCUUCCCUCCCCUGUAAAUAGUCCCAACUUGUCAACAAUGUGAAGAUGGAAUGAAAAAAAAAAAAGACUCGAUCGAAACUUUAAAACAAACUAUUUUCUACCAAGUAAAACAAGACGAUUAAAAUAUUUUCCAGUUGUUGGGAAGAGUACCCUGUAUGCACAGAAAUGUUAAUAGAUUUGGUAACAGACUUUGUAAAUAGAUAAUUUGUUGUAUUUGUUUUAAAAGCAUCCCAAUGCGAAUUAAAGAGGAAUCCUGUUUCAUUCUAAGAGAAACAAAAAACAUUUAAUAAAAGGACACGUUUAAGGCUUCUUACAGAAUAAAGUUAUUUAAACUUUAA